This is a messenger RNA of Miscanthus lutarioriparius, 969 nucleotides long. Lineage: Eukaryota; Viridiplantae; Streptophyta; Magnoliopsida; Poales; Poaceae. The record is from the annotation of a GenBank genome assembly.
AUGGCCAGAGAAGAUCACACUACCGAGCAGUGUAUGACACCCCCAUACAACCGUACCUCUGAGCAACUCGAUGAACAUUCUAUUGAAGAGACUGUUACUUUUUCCUGGAGACCAGCGGAAGAAGUGCUACCCAUGGAACUGAGUUCUCAUGAUGAGGCGCCUGUCCAGCAAUCAGGUGAAGCAGGCAUUCUCGUCUACUCAAGGCGUCCAAGAAAGAAGCAUACCGAGACAGUUGUAGAAUUGGGGCCUACGGAGGAUUUCAUCCACCGGAUCUCCAGGCCCUUGCCAACUCUCUCCACCCCAGCUAUUCCGAAGCAUCGUUGCCAACCCACUGUUUCAACUCUCCCUCCAAGGCGAAGUAGGCGGAUAGCCAAGCUGCCGCCAGAAACCAACCCACAAGCAGCCGGGACAGUACGUCGACAACUAGGCUUUGCGGAGAACCAUAGCUGUCACUCAGAAGCCUCCAAAGAAAAAUGCGCUCGCUUCUUCGACAAACCUCUCUCAAAGAGCCAUGUGACUGCCCUUGCUAAGCUCCUGGGCAAAGAGCGGCAUUCGGUGUCAGUCAAAUUUAAGUCCGGCGAUGAGCAUGUUUGGUGGUUCACCAGGGUUUAUGGACCACAUCAAGAUGCUGAGAAGAUUGCUUUCCUAGAUGAAAUCAGGGAAGUGCGGGCUAACUGUGGAGGGCCAUGGAUGAUGGCUGGUGAUUUUAACAUGAUUUACUCGGCCGAGGAUAAAAACAAUGAAAACUUAAACAGAACGAUGAUGGGUCGAUUUCGCCGGCUAGUGAUUGAUCUAGAGCUGAAGGAAAUUCCACUGAUGGGAAGACGCUAUACCUGGUCCAACGAAAGAGAUGCCCCUACCCUGGUUAAAUUGGACCGUGUCCUUUGCACGGCAGACUGGGAAGCAUUGUAUCCAGAGUGCAUUUUGCAGAGUCAAGCUACCGAGAUAUCUGAUCAUUGCCCUCUCUAA